Molecule: messenger RNA, 1298 nt
Organism: Lepus europaeus (European hare)
Lineage: Eukaryota; Metazoa; Chordata; Mammalia; Lagomorpha; Leporidae
Gene: PHF24
Product: PHD finger protein 24
Exons: 8
Coding region: 93-1298 (401 amino acids)
Source: RefSeq, a predicted model, not a curated record
UCGGCUCCAGAGCGGCCGUGGGCAGCGCGGGGCCGGCGGUGUAGACUCCGCUAGCCCCGGACCCGCGUCCCGCACGCAGGCUGUCCCGAGCCAUGGGGGUGUUGAUGUCUAAGAGGCAGACAGUAGAGCAGGUGCAAAAGGUGAGCCUGGCUGUGUCUGCCUUCAAGGAUGGGCUGCGGGACAGACCUUCCAUCCGACGCACAGGUGAGCUGCCAGGGUCCCGCCGUGGCACUGUAGAGGGCUCCGUUCAGGAAGUCCAAGAAGAGAAAGAAGCAGAGGUGGGCACCUCAGUGGUCCAAGAAGAAAGCAGUGUCAACCGUGCGGCCUGGGAGCGGCUCCGAGAUGGGCGUGGAGUGGAGCCCGAGGAGUUCGACAAGACCAGUCGUUUCGUACCCCCUGCCUUCAUCCGUCCCACCAGGAAGCUGGACGAUGACAAGCCUCCGGAUAUCUCUUUAGAGCCCAGAGAGCCCGUUGUCAACGAUGAGAUGUGUGAUAUCUGUGAGGUCUGGACGGCCGAGAGCCUCUUCCCAUGCAGGGUCUGCACCAGGGUUUUCCACGACGGCUGCCUGCGCCGCAUGGGCUACAUCCAAGGAGACAGCGCAGCGGAGGUGACCGAGAUGGCCCACACGGAAACGGGCUGGAGCUGCCACUACUGUGACAACCUCAACCUGCUGCUCACUGAGGAGGAGAUGUACAGCCUCACGGAGACCUUCCAGCAGUGUAAAGUCAUCCCUGAUUGUUCCCUGACGCUGGAGGACUUCCUGCGCUUCCGUCACCAAGCAGCAAAGCGGGGGGACAGUGACAGGGCCUUGAGCGAGGAGCAAGAAGAGCAGGCGGCCCGCCAGUUUGCAGCCCUGGACCCAGAGCAUCGAGGCCACAUAGAGUGGCCCGACUUCCUGUCCCACGAGUCCCUCCUGCUUCUGCAGCACUUGCGUCCUCAGAACUCUCUUCUGAGGCUUCUGACAAGCAAGGAGCGGGAACGAGCCCGAGCCACCUUCCUGGCCCGGGGCAGCGGGGGCGCCAUCAGUGAGGCAGAGUGCCGCCACGCCCAGCACUCUUGGUUCUGCAAACGCCUCACGCCAGCUGCUUCCUGCAGCGUCAGCAGUGUCAGCCAUGUGGGUCCCAUUGCAGACAGCAGCCCAGCCAGCAGCAGCGGCAAGAGUCAAGACAAGGUCCUGCUGCCCCCAGAACAGGAGUCCAGAUACGUGGACUGGCCCACCUUCCUGCGAGAGAGUGCCAUCUACAUCUUGGCCGCCCGCCCCAACAGUGCAGCCAUUCACCUGAAACCCCCAGGAUAG